Molecule: messenger RNA, 321 nt
Organism: Colletotrichum abscissum
Lineage: Eukaryota; Fungi; Ascomycota; Sordariomycetes; Glomerellales; Glomerellaceae
Product: DnaJ domain-containing protein
Exons: 3
Coding region: 1-321 (106 amino acids)
Biological process (GO): protein import into mitochondrial matrix
Cellular component (GO): PAM complex, Tim23 associated import motor
Molecular function (GO): ATPase activator activity
Source: RefSeq, a predicted model, not a curated record
AUGGCUUCUGUUCUUGCUAUCGGAGGCGGCGCUGCCGUCGCAGCUUUCUUGGGCCGAGCUGGUCUGGUCGCAUGGCGCCGAUCACGCGGCGGCGUCGGCGCGAUGGGCAAGGCUUUCUACAAGGGCGGCUUCGAGCCCAAGAUGAACAAGAAGGAGGCUUGCCUCAUUCUCUCCCUCCAGGAGAGCGGCGUCACUCGUGACAAGAUCCGCAAGCAGCACCGCACCCUGAUGCUCCUGAACCACCCCGAUCGCGGCGGUAGCCCGUACCUCGCAACCAAGGUCAACGAGGCCAAGGAACUGCUCGAGAAGACGACGUCUUGA